ACCAAAUCAGAAAACUAAAACUAUUAAUUUUUAUUUGUUUCAGAACGGAUCAACGUCGUCAGCGCGCCCGUCGUUCAGGAUUGGAGCGCGUAGAAAAACGCGGCCUACCACGUUGUCAACACGGACCACCACCGCACAGCCGAGUGUUCGAAGAACGACUAAACCUGCACGCAGAAAACACCUCAAGCAGAGCACUAAGGCAUUAGAAAGUCAAGAAAAUCUCACCACACACCGACCAAGAACCGAUCCACGCUUCAAAUUUAUAUCGAGAAGACCAUCCACAAGACUGUUGCAAACAUUAAAACCGAUCGUUCCAGCAGAAAAUCCCGAUCAAAGUAUAGAAUCCAGCAACCAGCAAUCUCAUGAACAAGCCGGAGAAACUACUGGAUUAGGAAAUAUUGCUAUAGCUUUAUACGAUAUUCAACAAGCACCGGUGCCAAGUACUACAGGAAAACCUAAUCAGUCUUCUGUUAGGUAUUCUGUUGCCCCUGUUACUAGUACCACAAAGAGGACCACAAAAGUACCAUCAAGACAAAAUAGCAAAGUAAGAUUCACUACAACCACCCCAGUGAUAUACACAACACCAAAAUUCUUGCUAAAAAAGAAAAGACCUCAGGCAUUCGACAAAAUUAACCCUGGAGAUUCAAAUACAUUCCGCCCUCUUUCGGAAUACGAUUACUACGACGAUAACAUGGGAAUACUGGGACAAAUUCCAGAACACAGCAAAGUAUUGCUGCACAGCAACGGUGUCAUAGAAUGCCUGGACCAGGGCAAUUUUCCGCAUCCUGUGUCGUGUAAGAAGUUUAUUUCGUGUGCCAAAAUGGGAAAGAACGGAAAAGUUUUGGGAUGGGAGUACACUUGCCCCAAAAAUUUGAGUUUUGAUCCUAUUGGGGGAAUGUGCAAUUGGUCGGCUGGAUUAGGCUGCCAUGAACAAUAAGAAAUUAGUAAUAAUUUUGUAUUAAUUCAAUUUUUUUAGUUUAAAGAAUUUUUUAAUGCCAAUCAAUGUAAAAAACUUAAACACUUAAAUUUUAUAAACUUAAACCACCAUAAAUUUAUUAAAAGAUUUUAGCCACAAACUAAAUGUCUUAUGGACAUUACAUUUGAUUAAACAAUCCUACUUUAUAUAGGUAUAUAAGAGAUAAAUUAUAGCUCAAGUUUAAGCAUAAUUA
Messenger RNA from Brassicogethes aeneus, 1169 nucleotides. The record is from the annotation of a GenBank genome assembly. Lineage: Eukaryota; Metazoa; Arthropoda; Insecta; Coleoptera; Nitidulidae.